AUGGCUGAUAUAAUCAUGGAAGAUCCGCCUGCAACCGAUCCCUCCACCCCGUUUUCCCUCCGUCCACGCUUCAAGAUCUCAGAUCUUCCUCUCGUCAAAGAACAAAGAUCAACGAUAGAUGCACUUCUGCUGAAGUUCAAGAAGCAAGGUGGCUACGAUAGCCUCAGAAAACAAGUAUGGGCAUCAUACAACACUUCUGACGCAAAAACCGCUUUGGCAGACCAAAUACACGCCAUUGCGGAAGCCGAGAUUGAGAAGGACCCGAACCUACUCAGCCGAGAGCGUGGCAAGGCUGCAACUUUGAUACAGGGUGCUGUCGACCGGAGCGGCAUUUAUCAAGAUGUGGAGUCUCGCAUUGACACGGAGAUUGCGAAGCACCUGAACAAUGUACUUGAUGCUGUGCGUGAAAUCAGAACAGCAGAUGUCGGCCUUCAGAUCGCAGAAGAGGAGGAGCGGCGUGGUAGUAAGACAGACGAACAGUACAAAGCAGAGACUGAGAAUCGUGCCGCUGAAAGAGAGCGAAACAGAAAUCGCAUGGAGCAACUGCUUCGCGAGACUGCCGAGCUGAAGGCAAAGAUCAAGCAGGAAGAAGAAAGAAAGAGGAAGAAAGAGGAAGCGAAACGCGAGGAGGAAGAAAAGAAGAAGCGUGAAGCCGAAGAAGAAGAGCGAAGGAUCGCCCGGCAGAAGAGACGGGAAGAGGAGGAGAAACGGGAAGCCGAGAGAAUCAAGGCCAGGGAUGAAAGACACAGAAAGCGUGAAGAAGAGAGAAAAGAAAGAGAAGCUCGUUACGAGAAAGAAAGAGAGCGUGAGCGAGAGAGAGAUCGUGAGCGUCGUGAGCGGGAACGGGACCGCGACCGUGACAGAGAUCGAGAUCGCGAUCGGGACCGGGACCGAGACCGUGAUCGAGAGAGGGAUAGGGACCGUGUUCGUGACAGAGACCACGAGCGCAGAAGAAGCCCCGAACGGCGAGCUUCGCGCACCGAAUCGACGAUUGCAAAGGAUCUCCCCACUGACGAAAAGGAUCUCGAAGCGACUGCCCUUGAGUUACUCUUAAGCGAAGUAGACGAGAACGAUCUCGCGACAGCUAUAGGCGAGACAGAGAGCGAAGGAGCAGAUCUCGUGAUAGACGAGUUUCAAUACAGAAGGAAAAAACGCGGACGCCGAGCAAGGACCGAGAAGAAGGUGAAGCACGAAGCCAACAAGACUCCCCUUCGCCAACUCGUGAGAAAGAAAGACCAAAGACCAGGAGAAUGCGAUCUGCAUCCCCAGUGGGUAUUGAUCGCUAUGUGCCUGGUGGAGGCGUUCACCGUACCGAGGAAGAACGCGAGCGUCUCAAGGAGAGGCGGAGGCCCCGAGACACUGACAGAGAUCGCGAGCCUAGAAGGACCACCGACAGUCAUCGUGGUGACCGAGAAGGUGACAGGGAUAGAGACAGAGAUCGCGAUCGCGAUCGCGACCGUGACCGUGACCGUGACCGUGACCGUGAUCGCGAUCGAGACGGUGGUCAAGAUCGACGUGAUCGUCGGGACAAAAGUCGCGAAGCCGACCGUGAUCGUGGCGACCGCGAACGAGAUCGAGGCAAGGACCGAGACAGAGAUCGAGACAGAGAUCGAGACAGGAGCAGGGAUACACGUAGGGAAAGAAGCAGAGAACGAGAUCGCGACCGAGACCGAGACCGGGACAGGGAGAGAAGUAGGGACACACGAAGGGACAGAAGCAGAGAACGAGACCGCGAUCGAGAUAAGUAUCGCGAGAGAGAUCGUGACCGAGACCGGAGCAGGGAACGCGAGAGGGACCGUGACAGAGAUCGCGACAGACGGGACCGAAGUCCUCGACGAAGAGAUGAUGAUCGACGAGACGACCGCAGAGACAGUCGACGGGACAGAGACAGAAGCCCGGUUCGACGAGACCGUGAUCCCGUUCAGAUUGAUCGAUAUGUACCCGGGCGAUAGUUAUCGCCGGCUCCUAUCCGAUGCGGUUGCUAUAUAG
This is a messenger RNA of Exophiala spinifera, 1989 nucleotides long. RefSeq lists its product as uncharacterized. Lineage: Eukaryota; Fungi; Ascomycota; Eurotiomycetes; Chaetothyriales; Herpotrichiellaceae. The transcript has 2 exons. Bases 1 to 1989 code for a protein of 662 amino acids. The record is from RefSeq and is a predicted model, not a curated record.